Molecule: messenger RNA, 1200 nt
Organism: Penicillium cataractarum
Lineage: Eukaryota; Fungi; Ascomycota; Eurotiomycetes; Eurotiales; Aspergillaceae
Exons: 5
Source: RefSeq, a predicted model, not a curated record
CUCGCUCAAUUCCACGACUACAGCACAUCACCCCUCGAAAUACUUGAAUUCUUCAAAAUGAGCACCCCGAUGCCCCUUGAGGGUCGAGGCCUGGCUAUCUUUGUCACAUCGGUCGUUUUGAUGAUCAUAUCGAUUGUGACAGUUUCAUUAAGAUGCUUUGUUCGUUCAGUCAUUGUCCGGGCCUUUGGUUGGGAUGAUAUCCUCAUGCUCGUUGCACUGGCACUAUUUAUUGUACUGGCAAUAUGCUGCAUGAUCGGAGCAGCGUAUGGAGUUGGUCAUACAAACUUAAAAUUCAUAGAGCUCGCAAACACUAAAGUCCUCGAGACAGCACUUAUGUGGUGGUGGCUUAGUCAAGUCUUCUACAUCUGGGCCUCUGGCUUCGCUAAAGUCUCAAUCGCCGCUGCACUGCUUCGAUUGGCAGUGAAGAAGGUGCAUCGCAUGAUUCUUUGGGGUAUAGUCGCUCUGACCAUUGUCAUCGGUCUUAUGUUUUGGCUCGUUCUACUAUUUGAAUGUCACCCAAUCUCCUUUUUCUGGACUCAGGCGGAUGGAAAGCAUACUGGGAGCUGUUUGCCAGUGAAGACAUUGCUUGAUGUCGCAUAUGUCUACAGUGCUUUCACAGUCGUAUGCGAUCUCACUCUUGGCAUUUUACCAUGCUUUUUGGUUUGGAAACUACAGAUGAAUCACAAGACAAAGACAGCUGUAGGCGGUAUUCUCAGUCUGGGAGCUAUUGCGAGUGUAGCUGUCAUCAUCCGAAUACCAUUCCUUCAUCACUAUGCCGACACGAAUUUUCUUUACUCCACUUAUCAAAUCGCCAUCUGGACUAUCAUCGAAACCGGCCUUGGAAUCACCGCUGGCAGCCUCAUUACCCUUCGACCUCUUUUCCGCUGGCUCCUUGAUGGAAGUUUGUCCUACGGCCGGAAUGGACAUACCCCGGAGAGAACCUCAGGACGGUAUCGUCUCUCUAGCUUCAGGCAUGAUGGCGCGAAAAAAUCUCAAGAUCUCAACCUUUGGCGCCCAGACACCGACGCCAAUACCAAGACUCUGGUGGAAAUCGCAUCCUCCCCUGGGUUCCAGCUAUCAAGCGAUGCCAACAGCAGCCAGGAAGCUUUGAACCCCGGGCCGAAUUCAUCGAGUCAACAGAAUGAAGGUGUCACUGUCGAGCGUAGCUUUGUGCAGGUGAUCUCAGAGCGAGAACCAUAG